GUUGUUACGUAACAAAAACACGGAAGUCUGAAACGGCUCGUUUCACACACAUUUACAGAAAGGUGGAGAAAUCAAAACAGGGGCAGAAUGGAUUUUUUUCAUUCUCGGGGGGUUUGUAGACAUGCCAGGGACACAUAUUUCAGGUAGAGAACCAUUAAAAAGUCAAUUUUGCAUGAUAUGUCACCUACUUUGUUACUGUCCACCACUGAGUAAAGUUGUAUCAAAGUGUGUCACUAAAUGAAAAAAAAAGAGUCAGAGUAGAGGAAUCCUAAAAGAAUCACAGCUUUGUGAACAUGUUCAACAAGUUGUGAAGAAAUUCUACAUGUAGUUGUUUUUUGGCGGCCCCUGUGGACUACAGAGGCCAGUACCAGGCUGCAGAAUGUUCCUGGCUACCUCGUCCGCCCACCAGGGGAUUCCCCCGGCGCCGACACCCCCCAGCACCCCCGUCUCUCCUGCUCCACUCCGGGAGUCCAGCUCGGGGUUUCCAGCAGAGAGGCGCAGGAGUGGAAGGACUCCUCACCGCAAACACAGCUCAGACCCGCAUCUGUCCGGCACCACUACGGGAAGUGGACCUACAGGGACACCGGAGUCCAGCGCAACACACAAGUGGACACCUAAAAGAAGACCUCUGAAACACGGUUGCUGCAGCCCGGGGUGGAGGAGCGCUCAGAGAUGGAGGCGUCGCUGCUCAUGCUCGUCUGUAUGCUGGCUGCUGCCGUCGGCCAGGACCCGGACCAAAGCCACGGCUGUGCCCAUGGCAGCUGUUACCCAGCAACAGGAGACCUGCUGAUUGGACGAGAGAAGAACCUGAAGGCGUCAUCCACAUGCGGGAUGAGGAGAAAAGAGCCGUACUGCAUAGUCAGCCAUCUGCAGGAUGAGAAGAAGUGUUUUGACUGUGACUCCAGACGGCCUUAUGACCCAGUGUACAACACCAUCAAUCAUCGGAUAGAAAAUGUCAUCACCGCCUUUAAGCCUCACCGGAAGAAGUCCUGGUGGCAGUCCGAGAACGGAAAGUCUGAGGUCUACGUCCAGCUGGAUCUGGAAGCAGAGUUUCAUUUCACUCACCUCAUCAUGACCUUCAAGACUUUCCGUCCGGCGGCCAUGCUGAUUGAACGGUCAGCAGAUUUCGGUCGUACCUGGCAGAUCUACCGCUACUUCUCCCAUGACUGCCCCUCCACCUUUCCUGGAGUGUCCCAGGGUCCUCUACGCAACAUCAAUGAAGUCGUCUGUGAGUCUCGCUACUCCGACAUCGAGCCGUCAACAGAAGGAGAGGUCAUCUACAAAGUGUUGGAUCCAUCUAUCAGGAUUCAGGAUCCGUACAGCCCCAGCAUCCAGAACCAGCUGAAGAUCACCAACCUGAGAGUGAACUUCACCAAGCUUCACACGCUUGGAGACAACCUGCUGGACCCCAGAGCUGAAAUCAAAGAGAAGUAUUACUACGCCAUAUAUGAGCUUGUUGUGCGUGGAAACUGCUUCUGCUAUGGCCACGCCUCAGAGUGCGCUCCUAUCGAUGGCAUCAGGGAUGAUAUAGAAGGAAUGGUCCACGGCAGGUGUGUGUGUAACCAUAACACCAAGGGCUUGAACUGUGAGCUGUGUGAUGACUUUUACAACGACCUGCCCUGGAGACCAGCCGAGGGACGCAACACCAACGCCUGCAAGAAGUGUAACUGUAACAGCCACUCCAGCGUGUGCCACUUCGACAUGGCGGUGUAUCUGGCCACCGGAAACGGCAGCGGAGGAGUGUGUGACGACUGUCAGCACAACACGAUGGGACGCAACUGUGAGAUGUGCAAACCUUUCUACUACAAAGACCCUUUUAAGGAUAUCAGGGACCCCCGGGUCUGCAUAGCCUGUGACUGCGACCCCGAUGGUUCAGAGAAUGGAGGAAUGUGCGACAGCCACACUGACCCUUCCCUGGGCUCGGUGGGAGGUCAGUGCCGCUGCAAAGCAAAUGUUGAAGGGCCACGCUGCGACAAGUGUAAGACCGGCUACUUUGGUCUGAGCGCCGACAGUCCUCAGGGCUGCCAACCCUGCCGCUGUGACCACAGAGGAACAGUGUCAGGUAGCUCCCAGUGUGACCCGGUCAGUGGAGACUGCUUCUGCAAGCGUCUUGUCACUGGACGCAGCUGUGACCAGUGUUUGCCUGAGCACUGGGCUCUGAGCCACGACCUGAACGGCUGCAGAGGCUGCGAGUGUGACAUCGGAGGAGCGCUGGACAACCACUGCUCCAUGGAGAGCGGGCAGUGUCGCUGCCGCACUCACAUGACAGGACGCCAGUGUACACAGGUGGAGUCUGGAUAUUACUUCAUGGCUCUGGAUCACUUCCUCUACGAAGCUGAGCUGGCCAAAAUGGAGCAGGGCUGUACACUGGAGACCAGGGAGCAUCAGCCAGGUCGCCUCGCCACAUGGACCGGCAUUGGAUUUGCUCGGGUACCUGAAGGAGGCACCCUGGAGUUCACCAUCACAGACGUCCCCUACUCCAUGGAAUACGACCUGCUGGUCCGCUAUGAAUCACAGAUGCCCAGAGACUGGGAGGAGGUGCGUAUAACAGUGGUUCGUCCAGGCCUCAUUCCUACCAGCAGCCCCUGUGGAAACACCAUCCCUGAUGAUGACAGAAUCACCGUCUCCCUGCCAGCUGGAGCCAGGUUUGUGGUCCCUCCUCAGACUGUGUGUCUGGAGAGAGGAGUGACUUACACCCUUCGCUUUGAGUUCAGACGCUAUCAGGACGCUAACAGUAUCCUCAACGGAGCCGCUAACGCUCUCCUCCUGGUCGACUCUAUUGCCUUGAUGCCACGCCACUCCUCCAUGGAGAUGUUCAACGCAGGAGAUCCGGCCUCUAACAUCAGGAGGCAGACCUAUGAGAGGUACCGCUGCCAUGAGGGGGCCAAGAGUGUGACCCGCCCACUAAUGAGUGACACUUGUGCCAAACUUAUCACCAGCAUGUCAGCCAUCAUAAACGACGGAGCUCUUGCCUGUAACUGUGACCCUCAGGGGUCCGUCAGCUCCAUGUGUGAUGUCCGCGGAGGCCAGUGUCGCUGCAGGCCUAAUGUGAUUGGUCGACGCUGUGACCAGUGUGCACCGGGAACUUAUGGCUUCGGACCCUCGGGCUGCAUCGCCUGCAGCUGCAGCUUGGAAGGCUCCGUGACUCGUCUCUGUGACAAGUUCACCGGUCAGUGCCAGUGCCGCCCAGGAGCCUUCGGUCAGCGCUGCGAUGGAUGUCAGGCGGGUCACUGGGGCUUCCCCAGCUGCCGGCCGUGCCAGUGUAACGGACACUCUGACGAGUGUGACCAGAGGACCGGAGCCUGCAUCGGCUGCAGGGGCAACACCGGAGGAGACAAGUGUGACAGGUGUGCAAAUGGUUACUUUGGUAAUCCAGUUCUGGGCAUUGCAUCCGGUGGUCAGUGUCGUCCGUGCCCCUGUCCAGACGGGCCCAACAGUGGACGCCACUUUGCUGCAUCUUGUUACCAGGACAACAGGAACAGACAAAUUGUCUGCAACUGUAACCAAGGUUACACAGGCGCCCGCUGUGAGGAAUGUGCCCCAGGUUAUUAUGGCAACCCUUCUCAGCCCGGAGGUCGCUGCCAGCCGUGCCAGUGCAACAACAACAUUGACAUGUCGGACAUGGAGGCUUGCGACAGGCAGACUGGAGCGUGCAGGAAAUGCCUUUACAACACAGAGGGCCCGAACUGUGGCAUCUGCAAGAGCGGAUACUUUGGAGAUGCAUCCCGACGCAACUGCAGGAAGUGCACGUGUAACUUCCUGGGUACUGAUGGCAGCCAGUGUAUGCAGCGCGAGGACUGUGUGUGUCAGCGGACAACAGGGCAGUGCCAGUGUCUCCCAAACGUCAUUGGGCUGACGUGUGACCACUGCGCCCCUAACCACUGGAACUUAGCAAGCGGGAGGGGCUGUGAAUCCUGCGGCUGUGAACCCAACAACUCGGUCACCUCCUCCUGCAAUGAGUUUACUGGGAUGUGUCAGUGCAGGGACGGAUUUGGAGGGAGGACCUGUACAGACUGUCAGGAGAACUACUGGGGAGAUCCCAGGACACAGUGCAGAGCUUGUGACUGUGACUGGCGUGGCAUUGAGACCUCUCAGUGCAACAGGGUGACUGGCCACUGUGUUUGCCAGCAGGGGGUGUCAGGUGUCCGCUGUGAUCAGUGUGCCAGAGGCUUCUCUGGCCAGUUCCCAAACUGUCAGCCCUGUCACCAGUGCUUUGGGGACUGGGAUCGCAUCGUGCAGGACCUGGCAGUGCGUACAAAGACUCUAGCAGAGCGUGCCCAUGAGAUCCAGACCACAGGGCUUACUGGGCCCUAUGAGAAGGCCUUCAGAGACCUGGAGGAGAAGCUGGCACAGGCUCAGGGGAUUGUCAACGCACGCAAUGCCACAGCUGCAGCAGUCGCUACGUUGAUGGAGCUUAUUGAAGAUUUAAGAGCUCAGAUCAGUGAGACCACCGACACCCUAAACAGAGUGGAGGGAGACCUCACCAUCGUCCAGGAUAGCAACUCUGAGGCGAGCAAAGAGCUGAGUGCUCUGGAGAGAGAAGCCAAAGAACUAAACCUCACCUCAGGGCAGCUUCACCGCCAACUGGAUAUCCUGAAAAACUCCAACUUCCUAGGUGCAUAUGACAGCAUCCGUAGCUCCCACAACAAGUCACGUGAUGCAGAGCGGCGUGCCAAUGAAUCAACAAUCACCAGACCCAGCACAGUGAGCCAAUCUGCAGACACUCGUCGCCGCACAGAGCGCCUCAUCAGUGCCAAGAAGGACGACUUCAACCGGAAAAACGCUGCAAACAAGCGAGCUCUGGGAGAUCUCAACACCCGAGCUCAGGGCCUGGACAUGAGGAAGAUCAACGAGAAGGUUUGCGGUGCCCCUGGUGAUGCUACCUGUGAGGAUAGUCCAUGCGGAGGUGCGGGUUGCCGUGAUGACGAAGGGAACCGACACUGUGGAGGGCUGAACUGUAACGGUGCUGUCGCGAUGGCUGACAAUGCCCUGGAGAGAGCCAAACACGCAGAGACCGAGCUGAACAAAGCCAUGGAGGACGUGGAAGGACUCUUUACCAAGGUGGCAGAUGCCAAGACCAAGGCCGAGGAGGCCAAGAGUAAAGCCCAAGCUGCUCUGGACAAAGCCACGGCUACCAAGAACAAAGUGGAGCGCUCCAACAAUGACCUGAGAGAUCUCAUCAAACAGAUCAGAGACUUCCUCACUCAGGAGGGUGCAGACCCUGACAGCAUCGAGGCAGUGGCAAACCGUGUGCUGGAGCUCUCCAUUCCAGCGUCGCCGUUACAGAUCCGACAUCUUGCAGAUGAAAUCAAGGAGCGAGUCCGCAGCCUUUCCAAUGUGGAUGCCAUCCUGGAGAGGACGCAUGAUGACGUGCGCAAAGCAGAGCAACUGCUGCUGGAUGCCAAGAGGGCAAGGCAUAGCGCUGAGGGGGUAAAGACCACAGCAGAGACGGUGAAACAGGCCCUGGUGGACGCGAAAACUGCACAGACAUCAGCAGAAAAGACCAUCGCUAGAGCCAAAGCUGACAUCGGGGACACUGAGGCCAGACUGGCACAGAUUGAGUCAGAGACAUCCAACAGUGAGAAGAACCUGAAUGAUGCCAUGGACCGCCUGGGCACCCUGGGACAGGAGAUCAACGCCCUGAAGACCAAACGUGCCAACAACAGCAUGGCAGCAGCCCGAGCCGAAGAGACAGCCACCAUGGCUCGAGACAAGGCAAAUGAAGCCAAGCAGAUUCUGGACGGCCAGCUGACAGAUAAGUACCAUGAGGUGCAGCAGCGGGUCGACACAAAGGCCAAGGCUGUGAAGGACGCCAAGAAAAGAGCAGAGAGCCUCAGAGAUGAAGCCAAGGAGCUGCUGAAAGACGCCCAGAACAAGCUCCAGAGACUAGCAGAGCUGGAGAAAAACUACGAGGAGAACCAGAAGAGACUGGAGGGCAAGGCUCGUCAGCUGGACGGCUUGGAGGACAAGAUGAAAGGCAUCCUACACGAUAUCAACAAACAGAUCCAGAUCUACAACACAUGCCAGUAAUUCAUGGCUACAUGUAAAAAAAAAAAAAAAAGAGAUCUGGAUGUUCUGCCAUGCUCUCUGGAUUCACUAACUGUACCACAGACUUUCAGAAAACAAUCAAAGAACCUCUGCACUCUACAGUGAACAUGCGUAUGUCUGCAAACUGUCUGUUAUGUAAGUACGUGAUGCAGUUGCAAUCAAAUGAAGAUAUUUAAACCUAUGAUGCAACAUUUGAGGUUGUCACAUAUUUUCAUAUUUUACUUACUUUUAAUUUGAGUGCAUCAUUUUUGGUAUGAAUGUGCAGAAGAGUCUGGAAAUGUAAUAAAUAGUAUUCUAUAAAAUUCACAUAUUUGAUUGAUGUUAUGCAUUGUAAACUGUCUGUUGUCUAACUGUGCCUUUUUGUUAUCAGAAGAUUCAGAAUCAACAGGUCAAUACCAUUUUAUCACCGUUUUCUAUCAUACCAUGUUGAAGUUCAUUCUGAGCUGUGCUCAAGACGACCUCAUUUAUUCUACAUCAGACCGUGUAAAGAGGAUCAGGUGUCAUAAUAAAAGUCAGAUGAAACUCUCGAGGACGUACAUUUGAGGAAUUUUCAGACAAAGUUUUACCAACUGUGUUGGCAGGAAUCAUAUUUUUUAUAACACAUCUGCUUUUAUUCAAAUAACAUGGAAUUUGGCCAUUUUAUAUGUGGAAAUAAGUUGACUACUUUCCUCUGCCAAUAUACACUACCAGUCAAAAGUUUGGAAACACCUUCUCAUUCAAGGGUUUGUAUUUAUGUAAUUAUUGUAAACACUGUAGAUUAAUACUGAAGACAUCAAAACUAUGAAGGAACAUAUAUGGAAUUAUUGAAUGAACCAACAAGUGUUAAACAAAGCAGAAUAUGUUUUAUAUUUUAGAUUCUGUAAAGUAGCCCCAUUUUUCCUUCAUGACAGCUUUGCACACUCUUGGUAUUCUCUCAGUCUGCUUCAUGAAGUGGUCUCCUGGAAUGGUUUCUAAUUAACAUGAGCCUUGUCAAGAGUUCAUUUGUAGAAUGACUUGCCUUCUUAAUGUGUUUGAGACCAUCAGUUGUGUUGUUCAGAGGUAGGGUUAGUACACAAUGGAUAGCCCUAUUUGACUACUGUUGUAAUCCAUAUUAUGGCAAAACCAGAUUAUUUCAUAGUUUUGAUGUCUUCAGUAUUAAUCUACAAUGUUGAAAAGAAUUAAAAUAAAUAAAAACCAUUGAAGGAGAAGGUGUGAACAAACUUUUGACUGGUAGUGUAAAUACCUGGCCCAAAAUCACUUCUGCCUGGAGUAGGAGGAUGGCUGUGGACUGGUGCUACGCAGUUGAUGAGGUAGAUGGUGGAGUAAGUUUAGUGUCAGUGAUAGCAGUUCAGCUCUGAAGAUAAAAUUAUCUUCAAAACAAACAACUAUUGUAGCUUCAUAUAUUUUUAACAUGAGAGUUAAACGAGGAUUAUUUUGUUACUACAGCUUAUAGUCUGUUAGCAAAGUUUAGCAUAAAAGCAACAAGCUUGGCUCAAAAGCUUAGAAUUUCUCCCUUUGCCUGUAAAAUUGAUUAAUCAAUAAGCUAUGUGUGUGACUUUGUGAACUCUCUGUGUCUGUGUGAAAUCAACAGGCAGUGUGAGUAAUUGGUUAUUUUUGCACUUUGUCUUUAGAGUGGAUUAGACCAACAGACAUAACUUGUUGAUAUGUAAACUUGAGCUAAACUGGUGGAUUGGCUGUUUUAUAUUUAAUUAGGACCAGGCUAGCAGUCCCCCCCCUGUUUUCUAGUCUUUGUGCUAAGCUAGGCUAACUGUCUCCUCUAAUGGACAAAUAAGCGCGGUUUUAACCUCAUGUAACUUUUUAACUACUGUAAUGUUGAAGUAUCCUUUUGUGUGUCAUUGUUUGAUUCAUGCUUUACCUGUGAUGCACUGUGUGAAUGUUUGUUUAUCAAAUGUACUGUGAUGGAAUAUUUAAGACCUGCAGUGUUUGAUGCCUCACUGAAGUGACGUAGUAUUCUCAAAUACAGGCUUUAGAUGUGCCUUAGUUUCUUGGAAAUAUACUUAUUAACUAUUUGUGUUGUAUAAGAAACAAACAGAGAAACUAACUGUAAGCAUAUUUCACUCUGAUCACCUCUCUUUCAUCUGAUAUUAUUUUGAUAAGGAAUCGCCAAAUUAAAAAUACCAAAAGAAGCUGUAAACAUGAAUAAAGGUUGUAAUUCUUAA
This is a messenger RNA of Notolabrus celidotus (New Zealand spotty), 8207 nucleotides long. It is a transcript of the gene lamb2, whose product is annotated as laminin, beta 2 (laminin S). Gene Ontology annotation, biological process: basement membrane assembly; cell migration; substrate adhesion-dependent cell spreading. The transcript is spliced from 35 exons. Gene Ontology annotation, cellular component: laminin trimer. The record is from RefSeq and is a predicted model, not a curated record. NCBI's taxonomy places the organism in Eukaryota, Metazoa, Chordata, Actinopteri, Labriformes, Labridae. Gene Ontology annotation, molecular function: integrin binding; extracellular matrix structural constituent. The coding region runs from base 673 to 6030 and encodes 1785 amino acids.